Theileria parva strain Muguga is the source of this 854-nucleotide messenger RNA. Its product is annotated as putative integral membrane protein. The record is from RefSeq and is a predicted model, not a curated record. The transcript has 3 exons. NCBI's taxonomy places the organism in Eukaryota, Apicomplexa, Aconoidasida, Piroplasmida, Theileriidae. The coding region runs from base 212 to 832 and encodes 206 amino acids.
ACACAUCAGUUUAUUUAAAUUUCAUUUCACACUUUUAUUGUAUUUUUGAAUAAAUUUUAUUUUCCUUAAUUUAUAUAUUUUUAAUAAUUAUCCUUUAUAAACUAUGUUUCAAGUUUAAUUUCACAACACAACCAUUAAUUUACUUUUUUAUUAAAAACGCAAAGUUUACCUUUUAUAAUUUUAAAUUUAUCAUUUUUAAAUUAGUAUUCUUAUGACAGUCUUUGGUUAUCGUUUUUUAUCCAGGAUUCCCAGUUCUUUAAUAUUUAGGCACGCCCCUCCCAUAGCACAUCAUACUCCACCUUCUUUACAUGUCAGAUGUUUUGCUUCACUCCCACCUAUUCAUAACUUGCCUCCACCUCCGCCUCGUGAAUACAACCCUGAUGGAACUCCACGGAAGUAUAGAAAUGUAAAACCCAUUUACAACCACAAGUAUAACUGGGAACACUGGACUCUUAGACCCGCGGGAGUCUUCCACACAGUUCUCGUUGGUGAAUUCGGAAGACAGCACAGAGCCUGGGUUGCCUGGCUUCUUCAGUUCCCCACCCACAUCGCAGCCUUGCCUUGCAUAUUUAUUGUAUUCGUUGCGGCCUUUUUGAUACAAAACGCGUUCUUAAUUGGAAUCAAGCCUAAGCGUUACACUAUUGAGUGGAUAAACGCAGAGAAGGAGCGUGCUCUGGCUGAGAACACUAAUCCCGUGACUAGGUACUUGGAGCGUCGUAGAAGUGAGCGUGGAACCAACUGGGCUCUUAAAAACUACAUGCCCAGUCACCCUUACUUUUUAUUUCUGGGUGACUACUACCACGACCCAGACUCCGAAGACUCCUCAGACUAAUCUAAUAUAAUAAACACCCAUA